UUCCCCUUCUCCUUCUCACUCACACUCCUUUCAAUCAACCUCGGCUCGGCGGCAGAACAGGAGGGAUGAUGCAUAGUCUUGUAUCUUCCUCCAGAUUCAUCUGAGGGCAUUAUUCAUGUUGAAAAGCAUUAAGUCGUAUUUCUUCGCGGGAGCUGAAGAAGAUAAAAAACCAGAGAAAGCCAUCAUGACACCAUCAGAUGCAAGGCAGAUUGUCCAAUUUCAAGGGAGUGAUGAUCAGCACAGCACAGAAAUUGUCAGCUCUGAUGUAGUUAUCAUUCCCAGUGCUGGAAAUCACGAUAAAAGCAGCUCUCAUGUUAAGACCAACAAUAUUGUAGAUCACAGCUGGGAUGUCCGAUUUUACAAAGGACAGCUCCUAGCGGUCCAUCUUUCGGGGAAGUUUAUUGCAUUUGGCAUUCAAGUUGUUUCCAAAAGUGAAAGCAUGGUGCGAAUCGUCAACCGUCAAAAUAACCAUCGAUACCUUUGCAAAGGUAUCACUGGAGUUGUUCAGGAUAUUUCGUUUGCUCACAUAGCGUCCCAAGUUGUUCUUGGAAUUGUUGAUGAAGCUGGAACCCUGUUUGUGUACCGAAUUGAAGACACGCUGAAUGCACUACAAACCAAGUUAAUUUUACAUGUGUCUCAAAAUAUUGAUCCUAAGCCAACAGGCUUGAUUCAUCGUCUAGUUUGGUGUCCAUUCAUACCUGAAGAUGAUGGGGACACCUCAAAUCCAGAGGAUGAAGAAGUGGCAAACAUGCUAGUCGUGACUCAUGGUCCCAAGGCGCAAAUAUGGAAUGUAGAAAUGGUGACUAAGAAGUAUGGAACAGAUAAAGAACUUCGUCCUGAUGACAUUAAGGAGGGAAUGCUCUCCUUGAACCACCAUGAGCUAGACAUUGUUGAUGUUGCAUUUUCACCUGAUGGUACUGCUUUAGCAACAGCCAGCUUGGAUGGAUAUGUUAAAUUUUUCCAGGUCUACAUGCAAGGCUCAGAAGAGCCUCGUUGUCUUCAUAUGUGGCAACCACAUGAUGGAAAACCACUGUCGUCGCUAUUUUUCCUUGAUAACCAUCGAUCUCACUCAGCAGCUGCAGACACUCAAUUUUGGAAGUAUGUUGUGACUGGAUCAGAUAAUAAUUCUGAACUAAAAAUUUGGUCAUGCGAGACCUGGUCCUGCCUACAGACUAUAUGUUUUGCUUCUAAUCGAUCUUCACCCUUACCGGGAACUAUCAGUUUGAAAGCUGGUAUUGAUCUGUCUGGUGACUUUAUAAUGCUCUCUGAUAUUAACAAUAGGGUUCUAUAUGUCCUUCAACUUGAAAAAGAUGUGCAGACAGAUUUAGCACGAGUUUGCGCUGUUUCUGAGUUUCUUUUGCCCAAUCCAAUCCUUAGUUUUGGAAUUGUCGAUGCUGGGAUUCGAAGCGUAAAAAGUCAUCAUGAUGUUACAAGCAAUUUGGAGACAGCCCUCAUGGAUAACAAUGAUGAGGACAAUGAUGAUGCAGGGGAAGAAGACGAUGAAGAGAAGUCACUGAAAGUGGUUGUCAGAAUGUAUGUUGUGCACCCUAAAUCUCUGAGAGGCUGCAUUAUUUCAUUUGAUCCUCCCGAAGAAGCCAAGAAGACAAUGAGCAUAUUUUCAGAAGAUACUCUAGGGAAGGAAUCUCCUGGUGGGUUUUCACCUCAGUUAUUCAAAGCCUUUGCAGAAGGACUCUCUGACGUCUCCGAAAACUGCAAGGAGAAGAUCAUUAGCAAUCAAAGCUCUGUGACAUCGACUUUGGCUUUGGCAGUUACAGAUAGUACUAAUAAUGUGACACCAUUGCCCGAACUUCGUCAAUCUUCAGAACCCAAGUGCCUAAGUAAUCUGAUGACUCCUGACGAUUUUAGUUCUUCAAAUGAAAAAAGCGAUACAGAUGGCACACAGAAGAGUCCUCUGUUGCCAGUGAGCGAGCACUUAGGUCAACUACCUGCUGAGAAAUCCAAAAAGCAAGCUGAAUCUUCAUCCAAACUUGAAGCUGCAAAUCUGAGAGCUUUGAAGACGAAAGGAAAAAGCAAUGGAAAAGCCAUGUCUGACACUUGCCUCACAAGGAAGCGAGAGCCCACAGCAAGUGGUGGAAGCAGUCCUAGUCGAGAAGUUGAGGAAAUUUUGUCUCAUGGUAGCUCUGAUGGGAUACUUUUCAACUUUCCAAAUUCAGGUGUUCCUGAAGACCCUUCAAUUAUCAAGGUUGAAACCAGUAUUGGGUCAAUACCGGGGCCCAUCCCUAUUCCAGUAACUGAAUCGAACAUUAUCCUUCCUGCCAUGUCGGCACCACAGUUGCCCUUGUCUCUGCCUACCCCGUUACAAGCAACAUCCAUUGCUAGUACUACUAGUGCUCUUCAAGCAGUUGUUGCUGCAGCACAAGAGAAGCAACCAGUAAUGGUCAGUGCUGAGCAGCUUGAGAAGCAACAGACAACAUGGAGCAGAGUUGACUUGCUUCUAGAAACUCUCCAACAGCAGCAAGUUGAAAUCAAGAGUUUAAGACAAGAAGUCAGUGCACUGCGGCUUAGUCAGACUGCACCUGUUGAACCUCACUUUGGCGAUAAAAUACAAGGUCUUCUUCUGGCUCAACAAAAGCAAUUGGAAAUGAGCAUCCAGAAUGCUAUUCAGAAUGCUCUCCAAAAUUCUGUCCAAAAUCUACUGCGCGCUAGGGAUCAACAGGAGAACCAGCGACAAGAAGCUUUAAUGUCAGUGAUAUCCCAGUCCAUUAGUAAUAUAAUAACUACUCAACUCCCUGUACUCAUAUCUCAAGAAAUACAAUCUGAGGUUGUGCCAGUUGUUAGAAGCCAUGUACAACAAAUGAAGCAGCAAGUGGCCACUGAGGUUGCCACCAAACUUGCAGCUACAGACCAACUGAUGAAAGAUAACUUGGCUAAGUUGGUUACUAAUAAGUCUUUUGUGGAUAUGCUUAACCAAUCCUUACUUGUGAUGGCUCAGCCUGCACUUCAAAGUCUUUACAAAGAAUCAUUUGGUACUUUAGUCCCUGGUAUGGAAAAGGUUACUCAGAGCAUGUUUCAUCAGAUAAAUAAUUCUUUCUCCAAAGGAACUCAAGAAUACAUGCAGUAUGUUGAUGGAACUGUAGAAAAGCAGCGCAGACAAACUGAUAGAGCCCAAGAAAUGCUGAUUCAGCUCCAGUCUGUCGCCGAAUCUAUGCAGGUUGCUCAUGAACAACAAACAUUAUUGCUUAACAAUACUCUUGAAAAUCAACUACAAAGGCUUCAAAAUAGUCUUCAUGAUAAAUUAAGCAAGAGUAUCAGUGAGACUGUUAAAGGAAAUCUUGCUCAAGGAUUCAAGCAACAGAAGGCAGUCAUUGAGGAGAGUGUUUUGACAAGUCUUACAGCUGUGCGUUCUCGUGCUGUUAGCCCUGCGCACUCGGUCAGUGACUAUGCGAGUAUGGAAAGACGGAUACUAAAUUGCAUCCAGGAAAGAGAUUUUAAUUCAGCUUUCCAGCAGGCUUUAUCAGCAUCAAGUAUUGCACUUGUUCUCACCGUCUGUGAACGGGUUGACCCACAAGAGUUGUUCUCUAGUCAGCCAUUCCCCUUGAAACAAAAUGUUCUGUUAUCAUUGAUUCAGCAGCUUUCCAUUGACCUGAACGAUCAUACAGAGCUGAAAAGGAGGUACUUGGAAGAGGCUGUAAUGGGUUUAGAUGCUAAUGAUGCUGAUGUACGUAAGCAUAUGUAUAUCAUAAGCAAACUGCAGGAACAAUUGAUGGCAUACGUAAAUGCUCAUCCUGGGUCUGGCUUGAGUCGACAAAUGAAAAUGUUGUACAUGGCUACUUCAAAUUUGGUUCAUUCACCAACUUCGCCUUAAGACCGUUCUGAGUCUCCACAUCUGAUUCAGUGGACAUCUUUAGUUCGGUUUCUGGUGUACUAUGGAAUUUUGUAAAAUGAUCUCUUAAUUGAUAAAUUUAUUGGCUGAGAUCUUGUGACUUACAAUAAUCAUUGUUACUGUAUUUUAUCUAUAAAUAUUAUUUUCUCUACUUUUUACCUUACUUAUGUAAUUGAGGAAAAGCAAGAAUACUUGUAAUUAGUUACAUUUUCCUUUCUCCUCCGAUGGUUCCCCAAUUGUAUUUGUACAGGCACCACCAUAAAUGGUGACAAUGACCUUUUCUGUUCAAGGAAACUUGCAGCUUUUGCUGUUAAAAAGUAUUUUAAGUUCUCCCUUGCUUGAUGUUUUAAAUUUUGAAUAUCAUAUCUGUAUUGACUUCAUUGUUUUAGCAUUGAAAUGGGUAAUUUAAAUCUUGUCAUUCUGGGAGGAGCUCCCAUUUCCUUCAAAACUAAAUUUUGUUUUACUUUUUCA
This is a messenger RNA of Thrips palmi, 4315 nucleotides long. RefSeq names its product enhancer of mRNA-decapping protein 4 (gene Ge-1). NCBI's taxonomy places the organism in Eukaryota, Metazoa, Arthropoda, Insecta, Thysanoptera, Thripidae. Gene Ontology annotation, biological process: deadenylation-independent decapping of nuclear-transcribed mRNA. Gene Ontology annotation, molecular function: protein binding. The record is from RefSeq and is a predicted model, not a curated record. The coding region runs from base 116 to 3826 and encodes 1236 amino acids. The transcript has 22 exons. Gene Ontology annotation, cellular component: P-body.